CACUACGAGCCGGGUCACGCUCCUCUCGCCUGUAUCCCACGGCUGCGCACGGAUCCCCCUCUGGCUGGAGGAGGUAGUGCGGUUGCGUGUCACUGCGCCGCUUCCAUAUUAAGUAGUUCCCCGCUCUCCCCUCAGCCGGGAUCCGUGACACACGCACCGGGACCAGAGCCGACGCCAUGCCUGGGAUGAUGGAAAAGAGCAGCGAGUUCCUGGGCAAGAACCGAGCCAAGAAUCCGCCCAGCGUCUCCAAUGGCCAUUUCUCUGAGGAGAGCGGCGGCAGCGACGACGACGAGCACUGUGAUGUCGGCAUGCGGGUGGGAGCGGAUUUCCAGGCCCGGAUCCCGGAGUUCGAUCCCGGUGCAACCAAGUACACUGAUAAAGACAGUGGAGAGAUGUUGGUGUGGUCACCGCAUCAUAAUAUACCAGAUCCUAAAUUGGAUGAAUAUAUCGCUAUAGCAAAGGAGAAACAUGGCUACAACGUGGAACAGGCUUUGGGGAUGCUGUUCUGGCACAAACACAACAUCGAGAGGUCCUUGGCCGACUUACCCAACUUCACUCCGUUUCCUGAUGAAUGGACAGUUGAAGACAAAGUUCUCUUUGAACAAGCUUUUAGCUUUCAUGGCAAGAGUUUUCAUAGAAUUCAACAAAUGCUUCCAGAUAAGUCGAUUGCAAGCCUCGUGAAGUAUUACUAUUCCUGGAAGAAAACACGGUCGCGGACAAGUCUGAUGGACAGGCAAGCGCGGAAGUUAGCCAGCAAAUCCAAUCCCAGAGAAAGUGACGAGGAGCUGGAAGAGCCAAAUCCAAAGGACAGCAACGACAGUGAUUAUGACCCUAAAAAAGAAACAAAAAAGGAGCACAUGUCAGACUCUGGCCCUUUCCUUUGCAAUCCUAUGGAGAACAAUGGCCGGUGCAUUAAAGUGUCAAGCUCAGAGACCUAUAUCCAGCCUGUCAAGGUGGCUCUCGGCAGAAGAGAAUACCAGAGUUUACUGCACCGCCACCAUUCUCAACGAUCUAAGUUCCGCCCCCCGAAAGGCAUGUACAUAUCCAAGGAAGAUGUGGUAGCCGUGUCGUGUAGUCCCAACGCAGCAAAUACCGUUCUCCGACAACUGGACAUGGAGUUAAUAUCGUUAAAGCGGCAGGUUCAGAACGCUAAGCAAAUAAACAGUGCCCUUAAACAGAAGCUGGAAGGCGGAAUCGAAGAAUUCAGACCACCUGAGUCGAAUCAGAAAGUAAAUGUGCGAUGGACCACGGAAGAGCAGCUGCUUGCUGUACAAGGUGUCCGCAAAUAUGGUAAAGAGUUUGAAGCUAUUGCAGAUGUAAUUGGCAACAAGACUGUUGGUCAAGUGAAGAACUUCUUUGUAAACUACAGGCGUCGGUUUAACUUAGAGGAGGUAUUGCAGGAGUGGGAAGCAGAACAAGGAACCCAGGCCUCUAAUGGUGAUGCUUCUGCUUUAGGGGAUGACACAAAAAACACUUCUUAUGUGCCAUCAGGAAAAAGCACUGAUGAAGAAGAGGAGACGCCGGGCAACCAGACAGCACCACACACAGACCAAUCGCCUCCAGCACAAUCCUCUGUUCCAGCACAGGCAACUUCUAUAUCGACCGUAAAUCAGCCUCCACCUCUCCUUCGCCCAACAUUACCGGCUGCUCCAGCUCUCCACCGGCAACCACCACCACUUCAACAGCAGGCUCGAUUUGUUCAGCCAAGGCCCACUCUUCACCAGCUGCCUCCCCCAUUAAUCCGCCCAGUUAACUCCAUGCCUCCUCGUUUAAAUCCAAGACCUCUAGUGACCACAAGCACUAGCCAGCAGCCGCCAUCUUUAAUUGGGAUACAGACUGAACCACAACCCAUGCACUAAAUGUGAAGGGCAGAAAUUGGUUCCCUCCAUUGACAAUAAUGUAAUUCUAAAGAAGAAACAUCCCUAAUUUCAAGACAUUUACCAUAAAGCUCCUUAUGUCUAGACAGAUUUAGGCAAUUUUUUAGUACUUUUUUCUGUAUUCUACAUUUGCUAAAAAUGUAAAAUUAUAUACAGUCCACAUAUAUAACUUGUAAACCAAAGUAUUUUUGUUUAUUCUCUUACGAUAUUCAUUUUAGGGAUGCACCGAAUACACUAUUUUGGAUUCGGCUGAACCCCCGAAUCCUUUGUGAAAGAUUUGGCCGAAAACUGAUAUUAAAAUAUGAAAAUUUGGUUUGACCGGGCAGAAUCCGUAUCCUGCUGAAAAAGGCCGACCGACUCCUGGAUUCUGCGCAUCCAUAAUCCAUUUAUUGUGUUUGUUAAAGGAUUUCGUUAUAUUUGAUAGCACUUAAUACACUUACAUCAUUUAUUCUUAAUACAUCCCAGGUGAUUUCCAAAUUUAAUUUGUGGUAGAUUUUUGUAUAUUGUUUUUAUGCAUUUUUAUGAGUUAAAAGAGGAACUUUUUUUUAGCUUAACUAGUGUUAAAACUUUUUUUUUUUUUUUUUUAAACAGCCAUCAGAAAUACUUACAAAAUUGCAAAAACGUUAUUCUCUGUUUUAUUUUUGUAUGCCUGUACAAAUAUUGUAUAAUUGAAAGAUUGUAAUCUGUGUUGUGUUCAUCUUUAUGUAUGUUUAUGUACUUAUCUAUGAUCAAUGAGAGGUUUUCAAAGUAAAUAAUUUAGUAUCCUUUUCAGUUUCUGUGGAAAUAUUAUAGUUUUCUAGCACCCCCCCUUAUUUCUGUAACCAAGGACUUGUGCUCACAAACUAAAAUGGGGUGAUUAGUAGAUAUUCAGUAAGUAAAGUCUGGUAUUUAUUUAUUUUUUCAGUACUUGACUAUAUAUAAUGUUUGUAUGUUUACAACCUCAGUAUAUAUUUUAAAUGUUUACUGUGCACUUAGAGGGUAAUUUAUCAAAAAUAACUAAAAUAUUUUUCUCUUAAAAA
Messenger RNA from Xenopus laevis (African clawed frog), 2896 nucleotides. It is a transcript of the gene rcor3.L, whose product is annotated as REST corepressor 3 L homeolog. NCBI's taxonomy places the organism in Eukaryota, Metazoa, Chordata, Amphibia, Anura, Pipidae. The record is from RefSeq and is a predicted model, not a curated record. Bases 177 to 1859 code for a protein of 560 amino acids. The transcript has 13 exons.